This is a messenger RNA of Asparagus officinalis (garden asparagus), 772 nucleotides long. RefSeq names its product cytochrome b-c1 complex subunit 6-like. The record is from RefSeq and is a predicted model, not a curated record. Lineage: Eukaryota; Viridiplantae; Streptophyta; Magnoliopsida; Asparagales; Asparagaceae. The coding region runs from base 176 to 385 and encodes 69 amino acids. Gene Ontology annotation, biological process: mitochondrial electron transport, ubiquinol to cytochrome c. The transcript has 5 exons.
CAUGUAGGCCCAUUUAGUUUAGCCCAGAAUCUUCUGGUCGAACUCCGCCAAGUUGAACCCAUAAAUCGAAAGAUCAAAUUUCUGGAUCUCAAUCAUCAUCUCCUACUCCGGAUCAUUCAGCAGCUCGACGGGAGGAAAAUAAGAGUUUUCGUUGCGAGGCUCGGUGGUGAUCUAGAUGGCUGACGAAGAGCUUGUGGACCCGAAGAGGUACCUUGAAGACCGUUGCCAACCAAGAUGUGUAAAAGCUUUAUAUGAAUACAAGGAAUGUGUUAAGAGGAUCAAAGACGAUGAAACCGGGAACAAGCACUGUACUGGUCAAUAUUUUGAUUAUUGGUCAUGCAUUGACAAAUGCGUUGCUCCGAAUCUUUUUGAAAAACUGAAAUAAAACGAUCAAAGAUCAGCCUUUUUGACGAGUGAAGUUCUACUGCUCCUUGAUUCAUCGACAAUAAUUGCUACUUUUAGUGAACUGUAAGCCACAACUGUGUGCAUAUUUGAUGAUGGCCGAGUCCUGGGCCAACUCAUUUUUGCUCCCUAGAUGAUUCCUCAGCUGUUGCUAUAAUCUGCAAUCUUUGAUGGCAGACCAACAACCAUUCAGUUAAUAAUACUGUGAUGAAACUUUUCAGGGUGCCUGUAUGUUCUGCAUCCUAUCUGUAUCAUCAUUAUAAGCACAAUAAUUAAUGCGUUACCUUUUUUCCCCCCCUUUUUUUCUGAGACAAGACUCUCUCAUCCACUGACUGAUGAUUAGUGUACAAGGCCGCAAACCUUUUAUUUC